AGAGACGGAGGGCGAGCAUGAAGGAACGCUUUGACGACCUGAUAAAGACUGUCCCACUGUGUAAUUCUCGCACGAGAAAAGUGGCGAUACUUACCAAGACGGUAAACUACAUAAAGCACCUGCGACAGGAAUUAGAUACAAUAACAAACGACAACUACAGACUGGCCGAAACACUGCGCCUGCGAGGGGUGCCUACAAACUCCAAUCCCGGUAACUAUGGCAAUCCGGGUACGCAACCACGAAGCCCGUACAGGGGCAAUGCUUUGGUGUCGACGAGUACGGACAGAUAUCCACCUCCGAAUGUAUCACGCGGUGGCCAUAGGGCUCUGUCACCAGAGCCUUCGUUAUACAACAUGAACGGUAGCAAACUGGCCUUCAACUUCUCCAUGGACAAUCAAUCUAUCAACGCACCAUCAGGCCAUGCACAGCGACCCGUUCCCACGUCGCCAUCAGUGCACAACCAGAGCUACGACAGCUUCAGCCCAGGAGUGUUUGGGAAUGGUAUGGGCAACCUGAACAACAUGAACGUCAGUUUAAACAGUAUCAACGAGAUGGGUAUGGCGAAACUCGGGGGCGGGCCGAAGGGAGGCCUAAUGCCGCAGCAAAGCCUCCAGUCCCCUAAUCUUUACAAAGGUGAUCUGCACAGGAAUCUGGCGGGUCCAGGGUUGAUCCAUUCGAUCAGUGUGCCAGAUUUGCAAUCGAUGAACAAACACCGCGCACAAGUGUCGAGCAACAACUUCAUGGAAAUGAACAUGAACGGCAACAACGCAUUCCCACAGCAGCAGCAGCAGCAACACAGCGCACGCGCGAACAACACCAUGUCACAUAUGAACAGUGCCCACGGGGACAACACCCUGGCACAUAUGAACAGCGCUCCCGGCAAUAACUCGUUAACGCCCAUGAACAGUGGACAGGGAGAUAACUCCUUAGCACACAUGAACAGUGCACGCGGGGAUAAUACCUUGUCGCAUAUGAACACCAUGCAAUCCGUGAUAAAUGGGGAUGACCGGUUUUCCGCACAGCGGCAGGAGUCUUUCUCGUCGUCGCAGCUACCGCUGAACUUUGGGUUCUCAUCCGAUGCGUUAUUCCCAGGAAAUACCUUCAAUGUUAUGGGAACAAAGGGCAAUUUAGAGGCCAUGGACGAAUAAAUUUUUUGUAACCAGAGCGUAAG
Messenger RNA from Sphaeroforma arctica JP610, 1171 nucleotides. RefSeq lists its product as hypothetical. Gene Ontology annotation, molecular function: protein dimerization activity. The record is from RefSeq and is a predicted model, not a curated record. The transcript is spliced from 4 exons. NCBI's taxonomy places the organism in Eukaryota, Ichthyosporea, Ichthyophonida. Bases 18 to 1148 code for a protein of 376 amino acids.